Lactuca saligna is the source of this 804-nucleotide messenger RNA. Lineage: Eukaryota; Viridiplantae; Streptophyta; Magnoliopsida; Asterales; Asteraceae. The record is from the annotation of a GenBank genome assembly.
AUGGGGCAAGCGGAGAAAUUGAUGAAUCAGAUCAUGGAACUGAAAUUCACCGCGAAGAGCCUCCAACGCCAGGCAAGGAAGUGCGAAAAAGACGAGAAAACCGAGAAACUCAAAGUCAAGAAGGCAAUCGAGAAAGGAAACAUGGACGGAGCACGAAUUUACGCCGAAAACGCGAUUCGUAAGCGUAAUGAACAGAUGAAUUACCUCCGUUUAGCCUCUCGCCUCGACGCGGUGGUCGCAAGACUUGAUACACAAGCCAAGAUGAAUACGAUCAGCAAGUCGAUGGGGUCGAUCGUCAAGUCUCUUGAGUCAACCCUAGCAACAGGUAAUUUGCAGAAGAUGUCGGAGACGAUGGACCAGUUUGAGCGACAGUUUGUGAAUAUGGAGGUACAGGCAGAAUUCAUGGAGAGCUCGAUGGCCGGUAGCACUUCACUUUCGACUCCUGAAGGAGAAGUUAACAGCUUGAUGCAACAAGUGGCUGAUGAUUAUGGUCUGGAGGUGUCUGUGGGUUUGCCACAACCAGCUGCGCACGCUGUGCCAACAAAGAAUGCCGAGAAGGUUGAUGAAGAUGAUCUGUCUAGGCGUCUUGCAGAACUUAAAGCUCGCGGGUAUAGAUAUGGAUUCCGUGGAGAUAGCUCCGCGGAAUCUACUGUAACUCCGUGGAAUGGCAAAAUCGAUUCCGACGAGCCAUCAAACCCUCAGCCUCCAACAUUCUGGCGAUGUUCAGUUCAACAAUUUCCGACAUAUGUGGAGGUAGUUUCCAACGAUUGGGUCGAUGGGAAGGAGAAAGGUUCUGGUGUCUAG